AUGUCAGCAACGCCUCGCAAGCCUGGAACCCCCGUCAGUUCCAGCAAAUCAUCGGCCGCAGAUCCGCCCUCAACCAACGGGUCCACCACACGAGGGCAUGCACGUUCGCCCAGCACUGCGACAAACGGUCUCAACCGCUCCCCAUCCCUAAGAGGUUCCACGCCAGUCUCCGCGCGCGCUGCUGCAAGAACUCGCGGGCGAUCCAAUCUCAGCAUGUCGAACGUCCCACGCAUCAAUAACGACCCCUCCGAAGAGGAGGCAAAGGCGCAGAAUGCCGCCUUGAUCGAGGAGCUGCGGGAGCAGCUGCAGAAAGCCGAGACAGCCUCCGAACAAUACCAGAAACAACUAGGCGUUCUCCAAAUGCGCCUGGACGAAGCCGUUAGCGAACAGAGCAAGCUAGAAGACUCUACGCAUGAGCGAGACACUCGGAUCGAAGCACUCAGUGGCGAGAUUCGGGAUCAAACUCGACAGAUCAGGGAUCUGGAGCAAAAUUAUGAAUCGGAGCGAAACGCCAUGCUGCAGGAGAAGGAGCAGCAGACCAGCCGAGAAGAAGAGUUGCAGGCGACUAUCCAACGGUUGAAGGAGUCGGUUGCGCAGAAGAGCAUGCCCGUCAAUGUUGAGGGCGAGCGUCAAGUUUCCCGAUCUUCCAGUUUCCGCAAUCGAGCCUCUCCAGACGUGGAUGGCCAAUUCGCCCCAUUAUCACAAAUCGAACGCAGCCCCUCUCGUAACAACUCCAACCUCCUUCUCCAGAAAGAUAAGCUCAUUGAGUCUUUGCGCCUUGAAUUAGCCGAGUCGCAAAUCAAGCUUGUCGAGAUGGAGAACAAAGGUGGCGGUCGACAGCGCGAUUUGGAGAAGGAGCUUUUGGACGCUCGUGUGGCGAAUGCUCGUCUCAUGGAAGACAAUGAAAGCUACCAACUUCUUCUCAGCGAAAAGACCCUCACUGGUGACUUCACUAAGGGUGACUUCAUGCAAUAUGCCCACCCCGAGAAGGAGUCUCGAGGUGGCCUAGGUUCUCUAGCAGAUGAACUCGAGUCUGUGGAUGAAUCACCUGAGACAGACGCAAAUCGCAAGCCGGAUGGAGGCGAUCUCAAGGUUCUCAGGGAUCAAAAUAAGGCCCUUACACUCUACAUCGAGCGUAUCAUUAGCCGCGUUCUCCAGCAUGAUGGUUUCGAACACGUUUUGGACCGCAAUGAUGAUGAAGGCAAAACUGAUUCCAAGGCCGGCAGUGAGAAAGAACUGCCUCCCACUCCUCCGGAGAAGGAUGACGCGCCGUCUCAAUCACUCCUGCAGCGGGCCAAGUCGGUGGUCGCCGGCCCACAGACUCGCCCCAUCCCCAGGUCCCGCCCAGCCAGCAUGAUGCCCCCGCCCGCGGUUCCUCUGCCCUCUGCCAACGAGAACCCGGAGACUGCACCCAGCAUCCCGUUCAAUCGAGCUGGGUCUGUGAGAGCCACUCAUCGCCGUGCGCGCUCUGAACAGGUAGAUCCCGCGGCGGCGUCCGUUGUCACUCAAAUGUACCGCGGAGGGCGUAACAGCGGCGGGCCCAUCAGCCCAACCGCUAUGGGGCCGGGAUCCCGCCAGAGUAUGUUCUCAGGAGCAGCUAGCUACUUCUCCGGCACAAGUCGCGCACCCUCAUUGACCAGCCAGCCCGACCGCGCUGGACGAAGCAGCUCGCCCAGUGUCACAAGCGAUGCACCCGGCGACACUGCUUCUACUGGAGCAACCUCUAGCCCUCCUCGAUCGAGCAGUGGCAUGAACAACUACACCGGUGCAGUGAUGACACAGAACAAGCUGCGUCCUCUGCGUCUGGUUAAUGAUGCUGCCAAGCUUGAAGAGGAAGAAGUUGCGCGAAAGAAAGCGAACCGUGCGAGCUGGAUUCCCGGCUGGUUUAACCGCCCUGUCUCGGACGAGCAGCAGCAACCACCCCCGCCGCCACCUCCACAGUCUUAG
Penicillium atrosanguineum is the source of this 1947-nucleotide messenger RNA. RefSeq lists its product as uncharacterized. The record is from RefSeq and is a predicted model, not a curated record. NCBI's taxonomy places the organism in Eukaryota, Fungi, Ascomycota, Eurotiomycetes, Eurotiales, Aspergillaceae. Bases 1 to 1947 code for a protein of 648 amino acids. The transcript has 2 exons.